UUUCAACAUCAGAAUCGGACGACAUUCUAGAAAUUAUUAUUGGAAGUACCUUUCUGCUGACAAACUAUAUUAAAAAAAAAAAUGUGAAAUAAUUUCAAAUUUCAAUAAAAUAUUAAUGCAGUGAAUAAUAAUACAAAAUCCGGCGCUCCUAUUUAGAAUUUUCUUUCUUUCCAUGUCGAUUAUAUUUUGUUUUCCAUGAUAACAUAAAAAUGUAUUCGAUUUGUAAAAAACUAGUGCAAAUGUGGUGCAACACUCGUUCAGUGCCAGUGGAAUUUCAGUGCACACUAUUUUGUCAAAUCGAAAACGCUAUAAGUUAUGUCUUAGUUUGAAGAUGUUAUGUUACAUUUUCAUAUGUCUAUUUUAGAUUUUGGGAAGUAAUGAAUAAUGAUGUGACUACCAUUAGUAAAAAUUCACCCGUUAAUAUUGGCUGCUCAAUGAAACAUUGUCAACGUAUUUUAUAGAAAAAGAACUUGAAAAAACAAGAGCCGAAGUGAAACGUAUUCAAGACGAAAAUGAAAAUAUGAAAACAUUUAUUCAGGAAAUGUCAAAAAUUGAAGAAGAAAAAAGAUUAACUCAACUGGAGAUUGAACGCUUGAAAAAAGAAGUUCAGAAGAGUAAUGAAUUGUUACAUAAAUUCCUUAAUGAUGAUCAAAUAUUGGCCUUAAGUACACCCACUCGGCAGUGGGCUAAUGACACUAUUGUAAUGGGCUUAAAAAUGUGGUUUGCGUUAGGAGUCCAUGGUUAUGAGCAUCUUAGGGAAACUAAAUAUCCUCUUCCUGCAUAUAGUACACUGACAAGGAGGCUACGUCAAUUUAAAUUAAAUUUUGGUAUAUUUACUGAUUUGCUUGAGCCACUGAAACAUAAAGUUUUCUGUAUGGAGGAAGGUGAUCGGUUUGUGUUAUGUCAAUGGAUGAAAUGGAGAUAAAUCCCCAGAUAAGUUUUGAUACAAAUCGCCACUUAAUGUUUGGGAAUAUUACUCUUGGAAACUCAACCAAAGAAGGGAACAAAUUGUUAGUGGUUUUAAUAAGAGGUGUAAAACACACAUGGAAGCAAAUAGUAGGUGCUCAUGUAACUGAUGGUGCUGUAAAUAAAGAAUCAUUCAAAAAAUUCAUUUUUGAAUGCAUUGAUUUUGUUGAAAAUUGUGGUAUACAAGUUACAUCUUUGUCAUCUGAUAUGGGGAACUGCAAUAGAGUUCUAUGGACAGAAUUGGGCAUACAAAUAAAAAAAGAAGGCGUUAGGGAAAACAAGUUCGGCCACAAUGGCCAUUACAUUUUUAUUACCCCUGAUGUGUGUCAUUUACUUAAAAAUUUGAAAAGUGCUACAUUAAAGGGGGAUAUUAAUUUACCUGUAACUUACUGUGAAAGUAAUAAUCUUCCAACUCAAAUUAUCAAAGGUUCUUAUAUUUUUAAGUUGUGGAGUGAAGAAAUAAAUGCCGGAAAAGAACUUAGAAGUUUACACCACUUGAAUCGUAAUGAUAUAUUUCCUGAUAACUUCCAAAAAAUGAAUGUUGGAGCAGCUAUAAGAUUCUUUUCUUUGAAGACUGCUGUUGCUCUUGAGUUAGCUGUAAGAUUUGAAACGUUACCACAAGAUGCUUUAACAACAGCCCACUUUAUACGACUCAUUUAUGAAUGGUUCACAUUAACAGCCUCAAAAGUUAGGAAGGUUAGGUUAAAGAUUUGAAAUAUGAUUUUUUAGAAAAAAUCAUUAUAUUAUUUGCAAAUAUAACUAUUAGAAAUGGUUGGAAGCCGUUGAAUGUUGGUUUCAUACUUUCAUCUUUAUCUAUAAUAGAUAUCGCAGAAGCUUUAUUCACUACAGGUUUUGACUUCAUAAUUUGUCAUAGAUUUACCCAGGAUGCUAUUGAAAAUAUAUUUUCUCAAGUUCGCCGAAAAUCUGGAGCAACAGCAAUACCAUGUCUCAGUGCCUUAUUUCUGUUUCUCAAUUCAUUUCUGAUAGAAAGAAAGUUAUGUAACUGACAGUGACACAUAUUUAAUAGAUUUCUUUCAUAAGUCCAACAACGCAAGUGUUUCCAGUAAUUUGAAUUUAAAUGAAAAAGUAGGGCUUCUCACUUAUAACCUACCUAGUAAUACAUUUGAAACAAAAAAAUUUUAAUUUUUUAGCGACUUUUAUAAGUGAAUUUGACUUAAAUUAUUUGUACCACCUAGCUGGUAGUACUACUAAUAUACUAUUAAAACAUUGUUGUGAAGAGUGUCGAAUUAUGCUUCAGCAAAAUCUACCUAAUGAUAGUCAAUUCGGGAGUAUGAAAAUAUACACAACUCUUUUAAAUCAAAGUGGACUGAAGCAUCCUUGCAUGGGAAGUACUCCAAAUUAUUUGUAAUUGUGAAUUACUUUAUACAAAGUACAAGAUGUAUGUUAUACAAAAUUCGUCUAAUAAUUUAAUUAAUAAAAUUGUUAAUGAUUUAUCAAUUGAAUUCCCAGCAUGUAUUAAAUUCUGUAAUAUCAAACAAAGAACUGUAAAACACUUUUUUACAGUACGAUCGUAUUCAACAGUUAAUUUUUCUGUUAACUCCGAAAAAAGGAAAAAUAUGUUUGGCACAGCGUCUGCCAAAAAAAAGGAAAUAAAUAAUAUAAGAAUUUAAAACGAUACAUAUUUUAAUUGUUUAACAGUAAUUUUUAUAAAACUUUGUUUUUUGUUGUAGUUUGGAUUAGUAUUAAGUAUAAAGUGUAUUGUUAUUAUUAUUUUUUUUUUUUUUUGUUAUUAUG
Aphis gossypii (cotton aphid) is the source of this 2721-nucleotide messenger RNA. RefSeq lists its product as uncharacterized. Bases 901 to 1680 code for a protein of 259 amino acids. The transcript has 2 exons. The record is from RefSeq and is a predicted model, not a curated record. NCBI's taxonomy places the organism in Eukaryota, Metazoa, Arthropoda, Insecta, Hemiptera, Aphididae.